Messenger RNA from Arachis stenosperma, 732 nucleotides. RefSeq lists its product as uncharacterized. Lineage: Eukaryota; Viridiplantae; Streptophyta; Magnoliopsida; Fabales; Fabaceae. The transcript has 2 exons. The record is from RefSeq and is a predicted model, not a curated record. Bases 1 to 732 code for a protein of 243 amino acids.
AUGAACAAUCACCCUGCACCACUCAGCACACCUGAGUACUGGACCAGGAUGCCAUAUCCUCAGAAAAUUUGUCAAGCAGAAAAGGAUAGGAAGUUUGCUAAAUUUGUGGAUUACCUCAAGACCCUGGAGAUCAAGAUCCCAUUUGCAAAAGCCCUUGAACAAAUACCCUCCUAUGCCAAAUUUAUGAAGGACAUAUUAAGCCACAAGAAAGAUUGGAGGGAGGUAGAGACAGUCUUUCUCAUUGAAGAAUGCAGUGCAGUCAUCCAAAGAAACCUACCAGAAAAGCUUCAGGACCCUGGAAGCUUCGUGAUACCAUGCAACCUUGGAGAUGCCUACAUAAUGAAGGCCCUAUGUGAUCUUGGGGCAACCAAAAAUCCAUCAGGAGUUAUUGAAGACAUGAUUGUAAGGGUUGGACCCUUUACAUUCCCUACAGAUUUUGUAGUCCUGAAUAUGAAAGAACACAAGAAUGUGUCCCUUAUUCUAGGGAGGCCUUUUCUGGCCAUAGGAAGAACCCUCAUUGACGUAGAAAAAAGGAGAGUGACCUUGAGAGUCAAUGAGGAUGAGUUCGUACUGGAUGCCACCAAAGCCAUGCAAUACUUUGAUAUACCAGAGGAGUGCAUGAAGAUUGAUAUCACCGAUUCCCUAGUGGAAGAGAUAUACACAUUUGAGAGCCAAGAGAAGGAGCUAAAUGAUAUCCUUGUAGAUGCCUGUCCUGACAGAGAGGCGUCAUAG